Helicoverpa zea (corn earworm) is the source of this 9562-nucleotide messenger RNA. It is a transcript of the gene rudimentary, whose product is annotated as CAD protein. Gene Ontology annotation, cellular component: carbamoyl-phosphate synthase complex; cytoplasm. Gene Ontology annotation, biological process: L-arginine biosynthetic process; carbohydrate metabolic process; 'de novo' pyrimidine nucleobase biosynthetic process. Lineage: Eukaryota; Metazoa; Arthropoda; Insecta; Lepidoptera; Noctuidae. Gene Ontology annotation, molecular function: ATP binding; amino acid binding; hydrolase activity, acting on carbon-nitrogen (but not peptide) bonds, in cyclic amides. The transcript is spliced from 24 exons. The record is from RefSeq and is a predicted model, not a curated record. Bases 229 to 9021 code for a protein of 2930 amino acids.
GUGUCAGAGGGAGUGCCGAGGCGAACGGUCGCGCUGUAUCGCGAGCUAUCGAGUCCAUCGUAAAAAUAAAACACGCCAUCCACAGGUACUUGCGCGCUCUAAUAACCUAUGUACCUCUGGUAACUGGACGAGCGUCGCGCGACUCGGUCCCCGGGGUCAAGACAGUUCACUGCCAGUGUUAAGCCGAGGGUCAUUGCCGCCACACAAGCCCCACAAGCAGAAUAAGGCAUGAGGUUGCAAUGGAGCGUGUUUGUGGCAGUGUCCUUAUGGAGCGUCGCAAGCGACCUCACCAGGGCACAUGCUUCCGAGGUGUUCGAUCCCAUGGUCGUUCAAGUAGAACAGAAGCGAAAUGAAAGACUUUCAGAGCCAGUGGCCGAGGCAGAACAAAUGAGCCGGCAGAUCAACAUAGUUGAUGACAAAUUCAUGGUGGAUGGGAAGCCACUGCGCAUCGUUUCUGGCUCCCUGCAUUACUUCAGACUACCCGCAGCCUAUUGGAGAGACCGUCUGCGCAAACUCAAAGCGGCUGGACUUAACUCCGUUGCCUCAUAUGUAGAAUGGAGCUACCACGAACCAGAGGAGAGACAAUACUCAUUCGAUGGUGACCGAGACAUCGCUAAUUUUAUUCGCAUUGCUGCAGAAGAGGGAUUGUACGUGCUGUUGCGCGUCGGCCCUUACAUUUGCGCUGAGAGAGACCUGGGUGGAUUACCCUAUUGGCUGCUCGGCAAAUAUCCGAACAUAAAAUUGCGAUCAACUGAUAAAGACUUCAUUGAAGAAUCCAGGAUAUGGCUGGAAAAACUGUUCGAACAAGUGUCGCAUCUGCUUUAUGGAAAUGGUGGACCCAUCAUUUUAGUACAGGUAGAAAAUGAGUACGGUAGCUACGGCAGCGAUGUGGAGUACAGACUGAAGGCUCGCGAUAUGAUGCAUCAGCACGUGAACAAUAAAGCCAUCCUCUACACCACUGACGGGAGUGGCCUGUCCUUUCUCAGAAACGGGGCCAUUCCGGACACCCUCACUACUAUAGAUUUCAAUGCUUAUACAAAUGUGAACAGAUCAUUCGCGGAGCUCCGUCGCUUCAUGCCGAAGGGUCCGCUGAUGAACUCGGAGUACUACACGGGCUGGCUGACGCACUGGGGCGAGCACAUCGCCACCACAGAUGCCGGCGAUGUGGUCAAAACCCUCGGCGAUAUGCUGGAUUACGGAGCAAAUGUCAACUUCUUCAUGUUUUAUGGAGGCACCAACUUUGAAUAUACUUCAGGAGCUAAUUACAUGGCUACUUUCCAACCGGACAUCACUUCCUAUGACUACGAUUCUCCAUUAACAGAGGCUGGCGAUCCUACGCCUAAAUACUAUCUUAUUAGAGAAAAGUUGAAGCAGUACAACUAUGUGGACGACAGUAUCCCACUCCCGAGAGCUAGUGCGAAAGGUGAUUAUGGACCUGUCAAUGUCACUUCAACGUUGAAUCUGUUAAGUCCGGAGGGUCGUGCGCAGUUGGGCAAGAAGUAUGACGACGUGACGGGACCGACUCUCCCGACCUUCGAACAUCUGCGACAACGUGGAGGCCUCAUGUUAUAUGAGACGGAGCUCCCUGAAGCUGAUGAUUUGUUGCAAAUUGGGGCGCCAAGGGACAUGAUAUUUGUGUUUGUUGAUGGUAACUUCAAAGGCCGCCUCAGCAGAUUGCACAAGAUCUACAGUCUCCCCAUCUCUGCAAAGAACGGUUCUGUUUUGUCAUUAUUAGUGGAGCAUCAGGGUCGGAUUAAUUUUGGUAACAUGCUCCACGAUUUCAAGGGCAUCCGAAGUCCAGUAGAGUUCAAUGGCAAAGCACUGAACGGAAAAUGGAAGCUAACAGGUUUCCCUCUGGAAACAUUCACAACAACACCGGUAGCUGAUCAAGAUAACUUGCGUAUGGGACCUACGUUCUACGAGGGUGACUUCACGUUACCAGUGGGUCAGGAACCUUUGGACACUUUUGUUGAUACCAGCGGAUGGGGCAAGGGUUACAUAUGGGUGAACGGACACAACCUCGGCAGGUACUGGCCAAGCGUUGGCCCGCAGAUUACCUUAUACUUGCCAGGACUUUGGCUCAAACCAGCCCCAGAGAAGAACCACGUACAGAUCCUAGAAUUAGACAAACCUCCUCAAGUCCUGACCAUAGAUUUCAUAGACUAUCCUAUUCUCAACAGGACAGGAAACAUUAACCGCUGGAGGAUUCAGCCACGAACAAGUUGGGUGAAACGAGUCUGUCGUCGUGUAGACCGCGACAGCGCCGGACCGUUCCUCCCCGGCUUCAUAAUAAACCACGUGGCCGGCAAAACGAACCUACAAAAAAUGGUGGCUGAUGAUUUGAGUUGUGAGGUGGGCCCACCAUGCAGCCUCGUGUUAGCCGAUGGAUCGGUCUUCCAAGGACGAAGCUUUGGGGCACAAGUACCCGUAGAGGGAGAAGUUGUAUUUCAGACGGGUAUGGUCGGAUAUCCUGAGUCACUGACAGACCCGUCGUACCAUGCGCAGUUGUUGGUCCUGACCUACCCUCUCGUUGGCAACUAUGGAGUACCUGACGAAGAAGAACGAGACGAACAUGGCAUACCCAAAUGGUUUGAAUCUAACCGCAUAUGGGCAGCUGGCUUGAUAGUGGGCGAGGUCAGUACUCGCGCCUGCCACUGGCGCGCCAAGCGAUCCCUGGGCUCCUGGCUAGCAGCCCGCGGGGUCCCCGGCCUCUGUGACGUGGACACCAGGGCCCUGACCUUCCGUCUCCGAGCUGGAGUUACUCUUGGACGUAUCAUUCAAGGAGUCCCUCCUUUUGGCCCACUACCGGCCUUGUCAGACCCAAAUGCCAGGAAUCUGGUUGCUGAAGUUUCUGUUAAGGAACCAAAAAUAUACAAUCCCACUGGAGACAUCACAAUCAUGGCUGUAGACUGCGGCUUGAAGUACAAUCAAAUCAGAUGCUUGAUCAAGAGAAACGCCAAGGUUAUCUUGGUUCCCUGGGAUCACAAGAUAGACACCAGCCAGUAUGAUGGCCUGUUCAUCAGUAACGGUCCUGGUGACCCUGUCAAAUGUAAGAAGCUGGUGGAUAAUAUGCGCACAAUCAUUGAAGACAAGAAGAAUGUAAAACCGUUGUUUGGUAUCUGUCUCGGACAUCAGCUGCUGUCCACGGCGGCAGGUUGCAAAACAUACAAAACUAGUUACGGUAACCGUGGACACAAUUUACCUUGCACACAUAACGGCACGGGCCGAUGUUUUAUGACAUCACAGAAUCAUGGAUUCGCCGUCGAUGCGGAUUCCCUGCCUGAUGGAUGGAAAGUGUUGUUCACUAAUGAAAACGAUAAAACAAAUGAAGGUAUAAUUCACAAAACCCUGCCAUUCUUCAGUGUUCAGUUCCACCCCGAACACACAGCUGGACCGACAGAUUUAGAAUGUCUUUUUGAUGUAUUCAUCGAUGCUGUAAAAUCGUACAAAAACAAGCAAUCCUGCAACAUCGACCACACCAUUACCGAAAAGCUAAAGUUUGUUCCAACUAUACACGAGAGGCCUAAAAAAGUACUCAUCCUUGGAUCCGGUGGUUUAUCUAUUGGACAGGCUGGCGAAUUUGAUUAUUCAGGAUCGCAAGCUGUGAAAGCGUUGCAAGAAGAAAAGAUACAAACAGUAUUGAUUAAUCCGAAUAUUGCCACGGUUCAAACCUCAAAAGGUCUAGCCGACAAAGUAUAUUUUCUUCCUAUCACGCCUGAAUACGUAGAACAAGUCAUUAAAGCGGAACGACCAACUGGCGUUCUUCUAACUUUCGGAGGUCAGACUGCCUUAAAUUGUGGAGUGGAAUUAGAGAAAUCUAAGAUUCUAGAGAAAUACAAUGUGAGUGUAUUAGGAACUCCUAUUCAGUCAAUCGUGGAUACUGAAGACCGCAAAAUAUUUGCCGAAAAAAUACAUGCUAUCGGUGAAAAAGUUGCACCUAGCGCCGCUGUAACAACCAUUGAAGAAGCACUUGCUGCUGCCAAACAAAUUGGAUAUCCAGUUAUGGCACGAUCUGCAUUUUCCUUAGGUGGAUUAGGAUCUGGUUUUGCUAAUAAUGAAGAUGAGCUUCGUACACUAGCCCAUCAUGGGCUAUCUCAUUCUGACCAACUUAUAAUUGAUAAAUCUCUUAAAGGCUGGAAAGAAGUGGAAUAUGAAGUAGUUAGAGAUGCAUACAAUAAUUGCAUCACUGUAUGUAAUAUGGAAAACGUAGACCCCUUAGGAAUUCAUACAGGAGAAUCUAUAGUGGUUGCACCUAGUCAAACUCUGUCUAACAGAGAAUACUACAUGCUCAGAAACACUGCUAUCAAAGUAAUUCAACAUUUCGGAAUUGUGGGCGAAUGCAAUAUUCAGUACGCAUUGAACCCCAAUUCGGAAGAAUUUUAUAUAAUAGAAGUAAAUGCUAGAUUAUCUCGAAGUUCGGCUUUAGCAAGUAAAGCAACUGGAUACCCGUUGGCUUAUGUAGCUGCUAAAUUAUCGUUGGGUAUUGCUUUACCCGUGAUCAAAAAUUCUGUGACCGGCGUAACGACCGCUUGUUUUGAACCAAGUCUCGAUUAUUGCGUCGUUAAAAUUCCAAGGUGGGAUUUGGCCAAGUUUACGAGAGUGAGCACAAAAAUUGGAAGUUCCAUGAAAAGUGUUGGAGAAGUUAUGUCUAUAGGUAGAAGCUUUGAAGAAGCUUUCCAGAAGGCUUUAAGAAUGGUAGAUGAAAAUGUUAAUGGUUUCGACCCUAACAUCAAAAAAGUCAAUGAAGAUGAAUUGAGAGAACCAACUGAUAAACGUAUGUUUGUCUUGGCUGCUGCUCUCAGACAAGGCUAUUCUGUUGACAAAUUAUAUGAGCUUACUAAAAUUGAUCAUUGGUUCCUUGAAAAGUUUAAAAAUAUAAUUGAUUAUUACAAAAUAUUGGAGGCAGAUCAUCAUGGUUCAAUACCUUUUGAUGUCCUAAAGAAAGCAAAGAAAAUUGGAUUUUCUGAUAAACAAAUAGCAGCUGCUAUUAAAAGUACUGAAGUUGCUGUCAGAAAGUUAAGAGAAGAAUAUAAAAUAACACCAUGUGUGAAACAAAUUGAUACCGUAGCAGCUGAAUGGCCAGCUUCUACUAAUUAUUUGUAUCUAACUUAUAAUGGCAAUACGCAUGACCUAGAAUUUCCAGGUGGAUUUAUUAUGGUUUUGGGAUCAGGCGUGUACCGUAUUGGUAGCUCUGUUGAAUUCGACUGGUGUGCAGUUGGGUGCCUAAGAGAACUUAGAAAUCAAGGCAAGAAGACUAUAAUGAUCAAUUAUAACCCGGAGACUGUCAGUACUGACUACGAUAUGAGUGAUAGACUGUACUUUGAAGAAAUUUCUUUUGAAGUUGUAAUGGAUAUCUACAACAUUGAACACCCAGAUGGAGUAAUAUUAUCCAUGGGAGGACAAUUGCCAAACAACAUUGCCAUGGAUUUGCAUAGGCAACAGGCGAUUAUAUUAGGUACGUCUCCUGAUAUGAUUGACAACGCUGAGAAUAGAUUCAAGUUUUCCAGAAUGCUGGACCGUAAGGGUAUAAUGCAACCAAGAUGGAAGGAACUUACAGAUUUAGAAUCGGCAACCAGCUUUUGUGAAGAAGUUGGUUUUCCAUGCUUAGUACGACCCUCUUAUGUUUUAAGUGGUGCGGCUAUGAAUGUUGCAAAUUCAAACCAAGAGUUGGAAGCUUAUUUAAAAUCAGCCAGUUUAGUAAGCAAAGAUCAUCCAGUGGUCAUAUCGAAAUUCAUUAUGGAUGCAAAAGAAAUAGAUGUUGACGUAGUGGCAGCCGAUGGUGCUAUUUACUGUAUGGCAGUAUCGGAACACGUUGAAAAUGCAGGAGUCCAUUCUGGUGAUGCUACAUUAGUGACUCCACCACAAGAUAUUAACAAUGAAACUUUGGAUAAAAUCAAAGAAAUUGCCAGUAUUAUAGCGGAGACACUAGAUGUAACUGGACCAUUCAACAUGCAGCUUAUAGCUAAAGAUAACGACUUGAAAGUUAUUGAAUGUAACGUUAGAGUUUCAAGAUCAUUCCCAUUUGUGUCCAAGACACUUGACCAUGAUUUUGUUGCGAUGGCCACUAAGAUUAUCUUAGGUAUACCGGUCGAACCAGUUAAUGUAAUGACCGGUUGUGGGAAAGUUGGUGUGAAAGUACCACAAUUUUCAUUCUCAAGAUUAGCUGGUGCAGAUGUAACACUAGGAGUGGAAAUGGCAUCUACCGGUGAGGUAGCUUGUUUCGGUGAAAACCGUUACGAAGCCUAUUUGAAAUCAUUAAUGAGUACAGGUUUUAGAAUACCUAAAAAGGCUAUUUUGCUAUCUGUUGGUACAUUCAAGCACAAAAUGGAAUUAUUACCAAGCGUCAGAAUUUUGCACAAAAUGGGAUAUAAAUUAUACGCUAGCAUGGGAACCGGAGAUUUCUACGCUGAGCAUGGAGUUGAUGUUGAAAGUGUUCAAUGGACAUUUGACCACAUAGGUGAUCCUGAAGACGUAAGAUCGGACGGUGAACUGAUGCAUUUGGCUGAUUUCAUGGCAAGACGUGAAUUAGAUUUGGUGAUUAAUUUACCAAUGCGAGGAGGAGCGAGGCGGGUGUCCUCGUUUUCUACUCAUGGAUAUAGAACGCGCCGUCUAGCAGUUGACUAUGCCGUGCCCUUAGUGACUGAUGUGAAGUGUGCUAAACUAUUAGUUCAGGCUAUGCAUCUUUGUGGAGGAGCACCUGUCAUGAAGACUCACACAGACUGUAUGACAUCUCGCAACAUCAUUAAAUUGCCAGGUUUCAUUGAUGUACACGUGCAUGUGCGUGAACCUGGAGCUACUUAUAAAGAAGACUUUGCGUCAUGCACAGCUGCAGCACUCGCAGGAGGUAUUACGAUGAUAUGCGCCAUGCCAAACACUAACCCUCCAGUAAUUGAUCGAACAUCUUUCGAUUAUUCAUCUGCUUUGGCGCGAGUAAGUGCUCGUUGUGACUAUGCGCUCUAUAUGGGGGCAUCCACCAGCAACUGUGAGACAGCUGCUGAAAUGGCUCCCCAAGCCGCCGCAUUGAAAAUGUAUCUUAACGAAACCUUCACUACUCUUAAAUUAGACGAUAUGACAGUAUGGCAAAAACAUCUUCAGAACUGGCCAAAAAAGAUGCCUGUAUGUGCUCAUGCGGAGAAAGAGAAAACUGGAGCUGUGAUAUUAAUGGCAUCUUUACUCGAUAGACCAAUCCAUAUUUGUCACGUCGCCAGGAAAGAAGAAAUCCUUAUAAUUAAAUCAGCCAAGGAAAGAGGCCUUAAAGUUACAUGUGAAGUAUGCCCCCAUCAUUUGUUCUUAAGCACUGCAGAUGUUGAUGAUAUUGGAGCAGGAAGGGCUGAAGUGCGACCAGUGUUGUGUAGCCCAGAAGAUCAAGCUGAACUUUGGAAAAACAUUGACAUCAUUGAUGUUUUCGCCACAGACCACGCCCCCCAUAGUGUGGAAGAGAAAAAUUCUGAAAAGCCACCGCCCGGUUAUCCGGGAUUAGAAACAAUCUUACCCCUGCUGCUUAAUGCUGUACAUGAGGGUCGUCUGACUUUAGAGGAUCUUAUCAAUAAAUUCCAUCGUAAUCCUCGUAAAAUUUUCAAUUUACCCGAGCAACCAAAUACAUACGUAGAGGUAGACAUGGAUUAUGAGUGGACAAUACCUCAAGCAAUGGAAUUUUCGAAAUCUAAAUGGACGCCAUUUGCCGGCAUGCAAGUUUGUGGUGCAGUACAUAGAGUAACACUGCGGGGUGAAAUUGCAUAUGUUGAGGGUCAAGUCCUAAUUCCUCCUGGCUUUGGACAAAAUGUACGAGACUGGCCUACACCUAAGAAACAGACAUUACUCACAGUUGAGAAAUUGGAGAAAGAAUUUAGUCGGCCGAAUUCUGCCCUUGAUGUGCAUACGUCUGCAGAUUUGAGUAGAGUAAGUGAUAUUGACUUCGAUCAGAUCGAUAACAAGCCUGAAGGACAAUCGAAGCCCAACGUGCACUUCAGUGAAAUCGCAGCUGCAAGAUGUUUGUCACCUUUACCUCCUCAGACGAUCAGACAAAGAUGUGACAGUACAUCCAAUUAUAACCCACCUUCAACUACAGUUUCUCAACGUCAACGCAGUGACCUAUUCGGCAAAAGCAUACUGACUGUUGACUCAUUCAGUAAAGAUACUCUAAACGAUAUAUUCAAUUUGGCUCAAUUUAUGAAAACCAGUGUUAACAAAGGUCGUUUCUUAGAUGAUAUUUUGAGGGGAAAAGUUAUGUCUUCGAUAUUUUAUGAAGUCAGUACUCGUACAAGUUGUAGUUUUGCCGCGGCAAUGCAAAGACUGGGUGGCUCUGUAAUUCAUACCGACGCCACGAGCUCGUCAGCAAAGAAAGGUGAAACUCUGGAAGAUAGUGUUUCCGUAAUGGCAAGUUAUUCUGAUGUAGUCGUACUUCGUCAUCCUGAACCUGGUGCAGUUGCGCGUGCUUCACGUCACUGCCGCAAACCUAUCAUUAAUGCGGGAGAUGGCAUAGGCGAACACCCAACGCAAGCCCUGCUCGAUGUCUUCACAAUUCGUGAAGAAAUUGGUACAGUGAAUGGAUUAACCAUAACCAUGGUUGGAGACCUGAAGAAUGGACGCACUGUUCAUUCUCUGGCACGGCUUCUAACUCUGUAUCAAGUACAACUACAGUACGUAAGUCCUCGAGGACUUGGUAUGCCGAAGCAUAUCACAGAUUACGUUGCCUCCAAAGGCAUACCUCAACGCGUAUAUGAGAGGUUGGAAGAUGUUUUGGCCGACACUCAUGUUUUGUACAUGACUCGAAUUCAGCGUGAAAGGUUCCAAAGUCAAGAAGAAUAUGAAAAGACACGAGGGCUGCUGGUGGUGACUCCUCAGCUGAUGACGCGCGCUCGCAGGCGCAUGGUGGUGAUGCACCCGCUGCCCCGUGUCGACGAGAUCUCGCCGGACUUCGACUCAGACCCUCGCGCCGCGUACUUUAGGCAAGCUGAGUACGGCAUGUACGUGCGGAUGGCUCUACUCUCCAUGGUUGCAGGCGUCAACCCACUCACUUGAACUACCUUGCUAGUGUCAGCUCAUAUAUUAAUUAUAUAAACAUCCGUAUCAGUGCCUGAUCGGCUGACUCAGCUUUGAUUUUUGAACAAUGAAUUUCCGCCCGAUAUCUAGUAAUCAGUAGAUUGAGUCAAUUAAAAAUAUCUUAAAUCAGAAGCAUUACAUGCGCCGCCGGCGUUUGAUGUUCGGCAAAUCGCAUCAGAUUACACCUAUCUAGCUACUAUUACGUCAUUGCAGACGUCGAUGAAUACGUUAAACUGAUUUAAUAUAAGAUUGCAAAAAUUCUAGAAUACCUACCCAAAUUCUAUUAAAAAAAAAUACUUUUCAACCCGGAUUUUAAGUGAAUGUGCUAGUGAAUUGAUGUAACUUUCCAGUUAAUCUCUCUUCUUAGUUUUUAUCAAAUUGUCAUCCCGAUUUUAGUCAUCUUCUUCACCUUAUUAGUAAGAAAUAAAAAAAGAAGUGACAAUAAUUAUCAGAUAGUUUAUUUUUAGAUACUUUACAAUGGUUAAAUAACAAAUUAUGUAUAUUAAAGUGAUGAGUAACA